AUGGAUGACGCAGAUGAAAUUAUAUUAUUAACAGUCAAAGAUUUAGGAUGUGAGGUCGAACAUAAUAUAACUAUAAAAGAAUUUGAUGCAGAUAUAUUUUAUAAAUGUUUGAUACAAUACUUGAAAGCAAUCAAUGCAGACAAGGUAUCAAAUUUGACGGCAACCAUACCAAAGAACAUGUCGGCCAGAGUCAAUACUUCGAUCAAGGAGAGUUGGAUGCCAUACUUUUGUCCAUUCACCAAGCGUAUCCCGGGCAACUACUCGACUGCACGUCUGUUUACGACGGGUCCUGUAAAGAUACCAGCACGUGGACGUCAGGUCAAGGUGACACCCGGACUCGAGUACUACUACAUCAAUGUGCUGCCACCCGUGACACUGCAGCCACAACGUGCCGACGACAUUGCUCCGUCAGUGUUUGAAUACAAUUUGUCGGUGUUUGCCGAUACUCAAGAAAGAGAGCGCGAGUGGAGCGAGAGGGGUGUAUCGUCGGGUCUGUCGCCCGUAGAGUAUGCCAAGCAAAAGCAGCGUGGUGUGUCGUCGCGUAUGGACGACUCGAUUAGAAGUGCGUUGGUGGAUGGUGGUGUCGGGUUGGAGGGACGUCGCGGGAAUGGUGGUGUGUCGGCUGGUUUGACACUCGACGACAUUAUCGGCGGGUUCAGUGGACGUGCUGGUGGCGAGGACAUGAACGAGUUUGCGCGUAAGAUGUUGUUCACAACCGAGCAGGGUGAGCAGACUGACAGCGGCGCCGCCGUCGCAAGCGGUCCCAAAGAGACCGAGGAAGAGCGUCUCGAAAAGCAACGCCAGGAACUCGACGAGCUGCAAAGCAGCCUGACUGCAGCAGUCGACGAAAUAGCAGAGACCAACCGCGACAUGGAAGAGUUUAUGCAACUACUACGUCAACUUGAAGCCGACAUUAAUGAAGAGGAUGGACGUCGUGGCGACCUCGAAAAGCAGUACAAGAUCAAGAAAAAGACGUUUGCACUGCUCGACAAUGCCGACGAGAAUCUCAAGCAGCUGCAGAUGUUGUGUCAGCAGUCGUCGGCCGCUUUGAUCGAGAUGGCUGGCGAAUGGGAGCGCGUGCGUCGUCCAAUCGUCGACAAGUUCCGUGCACUCCGUGACGAACGUGCCAACCAAAACGACGAGGCCAAGUCCAAGCUCGAACGUGUCAAGGAGAUGCGUGCACUCAUCAAGAAGCUGAUCGCCGAGAUUCGCGCCAAGGAAGAGCUGUUUGGCCAGCUCCAAGAGACGUACAAGAACGCACCCAAGGACACCAACCGUUCCAUGUACACCCGUCGUAUCCUCGACACUGUAAAGAACAUCAAAAAGCAAAAGGUCGACAUUGACAAGAUUCUUUUGGACACCAAGACACUGCAAAAGGAGAUCAACACCAUCACUGACAGCGCCGUGCGUGCCUUUGACAAUGUCAAGGAUAUCCUCUACGCCGACGCCAAAAAGGAUGAGACUGCCAAGCUCGCCAUCAAGUCGUUUGCCGUCAUUGAUGAAAAGUUCCAAUCCCUCUUGCUAGCAAUCGACGAGACUGGCACCUACCAAAACAACAUCCUCACCCUCACCUCUAAAAUCGAUCACAUCUCUCAAAAGACAAAUACCCUCAAUUCCGAUCGUGUAUUGAAUGAUCUUAAAAAUAUUAAAACUGACAAUCAAAAUCUUAUCAAACAAAUUAAAACUAGAAUGGCUGCAAACAAAUCAUCAACUGCCGAAUAA
This is a messenger RNA of Cavenderia fasciculata, 1722 nucleotides long. RefSeq lists its product as uncharacterized. Gene Ontology annotation, molecular function: cullin family protein binding. NCBI's taxonomy places the organism in Eukaryota, Evosea, Eumycetozoa, Acytosteliales, Cavenderiaceae. Bases 1 to 1722 code for a protein of 573 amino acids. The transcript is spliced from 3 exons. Gene Ontology annotation, biological process: positive regulation of ubiquitin-dependent protein catabolic process. The record is from RefSeq and is a predicted model, not a curated record.